GGCGCGUGUGAAUAGCGGAAGUGUGCAGCAGAGGCAGGCAGCGGUAGCAUGGUGUACACGGCGAAAGUAGGACCGUCUAUUCUGAGCAGCGAUCUGUCGCAGCUCGGGAGGGAAUGUGAGCGAAUGAUGGAGUGCGGUGCUGAUUAUCUGCACCUUGACGUUAUGGAUGGGCAUUUUGUUCCGAACAUCACAUUUGGACAUCCUAUGGUGGAAUGUUUACGACGCUGUAUCGGACCUGAUCCUUUUUUUGAUAUGCAUAUGAUGGUGUCCAGGCCAGAGCAAUGGGUGAAGCCCAUGGCAGCAGCGGGAGCCAAUCAGUACACUUUCCAUCUAGAAGCCACGACCAACCCUGGCAACCUCAUCAAGGAAAUCAGGGAGAGCGGCAUGAAGGUUGGUCUUGCCAUUAAACCUGGAACAACUGUUGAGGAACUAGCACCGUGGGCUGGGCAGAUCGAUAUGGCUCUUGUCAUGACUGUAGAGCCUGGCUUUGGUGGUCAGAAGUUCAUGGAAGAUAUGAUGCCAAAGGUGAGCUGGCUCAGGAGUCAGUUCCCUUCUCUGGACAUUGAAGUGGAUGGAGGAGUUGGCCCAGACAGCAUCCACAGAUGUGCUGAGGCUGGAGCCAACAUGAUCGUGUCGGGCAGUGCUGUAGUGAGCAGUGAUGACCCUCGUUCUGUAAUCGCCCUCCUCAAAAACGCUGUUAUUGAGGCGAUCCAGAAACGUUCUUUGGACCGCUGAGCAUUUUGAGUUUUUACCUCAGCUCUGUUUUUGACCACCACUGAAAGUCAUUCCUGCAGAUUCUGAGAGUCUGUUUCAAUGUAUAAAUUCGUUAUUGAAUGCUCAGUGGUGCUUGUGAAAGGACAUGACCCAUUGCUGGAUGUGUUGAGGGUGCAUUUGGGCAUAACAGAACACGAGAACUGUCUUUGCCAAGACUCUUGUAUGGAUUCAUCUGGAGUUUUCAAAUUCAUAUGGUCUUUCGAGAAUUUCAAGUUGAUAGAACAGACAGAUUCUAUCUACAGUGACGUCAUUCUGACAAUUCUGAUAAUUCUGUUUUUUUUCCAACAUUCCGCCAGCCUGUCUUUCUAGAACACUGAAAUGAUAAAAGUUUAAAUCAAGA
Cyprinus carpio (common carp) is the source of this 1114-nucleotide messenger RNA. Its product is annotated as ribulose-phosphate 3-epimerase-like. Gene Ontology annotation, cellular component: cytosol. NCBI's taxonomy places the organism in Eukaryota, Metazoa, Chordata, Actinopteri, Cypriniformes, Cyprinidae. Gene Ontology annotation, biological process: pentose-phosphate shunt; pentose-phosphate shunt, non-oxidative branch; carbohydrate metabolic process. Gene Ontology annotation, molecular function: D-ribulose-phosphate 3-epimerase activity; metal ion binding. The record is from RefSeq and is a predicted model, not a curated record.